Messenger RNA from Radiomyces spectabilis, 642 nucleotides. Its product is annotated as Tim17/Tim22/Tim23/Pmp24 family-domain-containing protein. Gene Ontology annotation, molecular function: transmembrane protein transporter activity. The transcript is spliced from 2 exons. The record is from RefSeq and is a predicted model, not a curated record. Bases 1 to 642 code for a protein of 213 amino acids. Gene Ontology annotation, cellular component: mitochondrial inner membrane; TIM23 mitochondrial import inner membrane translocase complex. Lineage: Eukaryota; Fungi; Mucoromycota; Mucoromycetes; Mucorales; Radiomycetaceae. Gene Ontology annotation, biological process: protein import into mitochondrial matrix.
AUGGGACUCUUUGGAUCAUCAAGUGAGGAAAACGUCGACGAUGUUUACUCGCCUUCCGCCAACACAUUUCAAGCGGACGAAGUUUCCGACAACAGUUAUGAAAAGAUGCCCGAUUUCAUGUCCAGCAUUACUUAUGAUGCCACCAAAUUGCAACCCAUGGCUCUUCAAGGCGGUAUCGAUUUCUUGCAAGUAGACGAUGCACCCGGUUCAUCUAUGGCCGGCGGCGCAGCAUUGACCCCUUCACGAGGUUGGACCGAUGAUUUAUGUUACGGUACCGGCACCACUUAUUUAGCGGGUUUGACUUUGGGUGGAGCUGUGGGUCUUGCCGAGGGUAUGAAAAAGAGCGCCGACGCACCUAAUAUGAAAAUUCGUCUCAAUACCACACUUAACACUAUCACGCGUCGUGGCCCCGGUCUUGGUAACUCCGUCGGUGUGAUUGCUAUGAUAUACAACGGUGCCACUGCCAUGAUUGACGCAUCCCGAGGAACUCACGACAUGUUCAACAGCAUCGCCGGUGGCGCUAUUGCAGGCGCUAUUUUCAAGAGCACAGCAGGAACUCGUGCAGCUGCCAUUUCAUCGGGCGUGUGUGCUGGUGCUGCCGGUGUUUGGUCUUUCUUGGUUUCCCAAUGGUCCAACAACUAA